AUGAAUCCCUCACAUUUAGUGGCUUGUGGACUACUGAUGGCUCUACUUUCAGUCUGCACAGAGGCAAAGCCGUUGACACAGGCACAACAGAAGCCCCUUAGAGCGCUGCUGGGAGAGGAACUGUCAGAGUUUCUGGCGUCUGGAGAGAGAGAACGGAGGCUCGAGAACAGAGCGCGCCUGCUACGAGAACUGACGAUGGACACACGCGCUAAGAUUAUGUGGGCGCGAAAAAUGAAUGACCAGCCAAACUCGCGGAGAAACAAGUCGGGAAACAAGAAAGCAGGUUCCACGCCCAGGAGCGGCUGUUUCGGAUACAAGAUCGAUAGGAUAGGCACCAUGAGCGGCAUGGGCUGUCAUCCUGCCAACUACCCAGCUGCUGGUCUUUCUUGGUGA
Chanos chanos (milkfish) is the source of this 393-nucleotide messenger RNA. RefSeq names its product natriuretic peptide C (gene nppc). The transcript has 2 exons. The record is from RefSeq and is a predicted model, not a curated record. Gene Ontology annotation, molecular function: hormone activity. The coding region runs from base 1 to 393 and encodes 130 amino acids. Gene Ontology annotation, biological process: receptor guanylyl cyclase signaling pathway; cGMP biosynthetic process. NCBI's taxonomy places the organism in Eukaryota, Metazoa, Chordata, Actinopteri, Gonorynchiformes, Chanidae. Gene Ontology annotation, cellular component: extracellular region.